CGGUGUAUGCGUCAGUGUACCAAGAGUGGUGGGAGGCCCAGCACUGACGAGGUUGUUAGCAACUGAAAGUCACGCGUAUCUUUAAGCCAAUGUAUUCAUAUUUUACAAAGGUUUUAAGUUGCCCUUGAGUCGAUAAAAUAACAAGAAAAUUUUAUUUUGAUUAUUUGAGCAGCGAGAACGUUUUGGGUAUAUUUUUUAAUGAUAUAAACACUCACUCUUUGGAUUGAAAAAUUUUCGACGUGUCUUACAAAUGUAGGAAACUAAACGUUACUGAGACUUUGUUCUUUACGAGUGUGUUAUAUUACCUUUGAAAGAUACAAAAUCUUAAUGUGAAAAUUUUAUAUUCUGAUUACGAAAUACUGAGUUUUUGUUCUCUAAAAAAUUAAAAUGGAAUAAUUUUUACAAAGAGUGAAACUACAAAAGAGGAUGACCUAAAAAAAAAAUGAGAAAAUUCCGAGUAUGUGGAAUUAGUAUUUAAAUAUCCUAGUGUUGUGCAAACAAUGUCUGUAAACCAGACAGAAGGCAAUGGCGACACGAUUAAGUUCACCUAUGUCUACAUGACCUUCAGUGCGGCAACUCUUGCAGAGUGUCUGUUGGCUGGAUAUGUAACCUUCCUUAACCGAGACUUGAGGAGGAAGCUCUCUUUCUGGUUCUCCAGCUCUCUUAUGGUUAGCAUCGGGAUAUUCUCGUCUCUCUCCUUUGUCUAUGCGAUAGUCUUAGUCUCGACACCCAUAUUACUGGAUAAUGUUCCAGCUAACUGCCAGGUUAAAUUAGUGCAGAGGUACUUGAGUGCUGUGUGUUGCCUCAACAUAACUUGCUUAGCACUUGACCGAUAUGUGGCCAUAUGUUGGCCACUCCGUUACAACAACAUACUAACGGAAGCUCGUUGUCGCCAGCUGUGCAUUGCCUGCUGGGUGUCACCUAUUGUUUGUUUAAUGUUGCCCUGCGUGAACAUUUUGACAACAAUGUGUUCGAAAAAAGGCAAAGAUUUAAAUUUUCUGGUGGCGUAUAGCGUAGUAUACAGUAUCGGGGCUUUAGCGACUUUCAUCUUUUAUAUCCUGGUGGCUCUUGAGUUUCGGCACGAGUUUCGUGGCCAGCCUCAUGACGAAAAUAAGGCGACAACUGAAGCACUAGUGCGACGCAAGACGGCUAAGUCGGCUCUCCAAGUCUUCAUGUUGUAUACAGUCCUCUCCGUACCCCACACAUUAAUCCCGCUGUUCUCGAGGAUACUGCCGGUGGCGAAAUGGAUGGUACUGGGCAGCCACCUGGUACACCGUCUCCAUCUCCUUCUCUUCCUGCCCAUGUACUCCCUCGCCAGCAUCUCUUUCUUCGCCUCACUCAAGGCCUUGGGCCUUCAUUUAUGGCGAAAAGUAACUUGUGCCACCGACAGCUUACAGCAGAUGUCACCAACUGAAAUGAGUUUCGCCCAUGAUUCAACAGUUGGAGGUUUGUAGCUGCCUCGGAGACCUGGUGCUCAGCUCCAGAUGAUUUACACCGAAUAUUCAAUCCAAACCCAUGCACCAGUACGCUCGUGUUUCUUUUAAGAUGUGCUGUUGUCAGUUAUAUGCCUCAACAGUUGUAAACAGUGAGAUAUUUUUUUCUUUUUCUAACUCUGUUAAGCAAAGAAGUUGAAAAAAAAUAUGUUAAGUAAAUAAUGGCUGAAUAUCAAGAUUAAGAAGUCGAUUAAAGUUUCCUAUAAUUGAAAUUGCAUGAGUAGGUCAUGUUUUGGUGCAAAAAUGGUGAUUUAAAAUGGAAUACUAACUGUGAAAAAUACAAACGAAAUUAUAAAUUACUUGGUAAA
Molecule: messenger RNA, 1801 nt
Organism: Cherax quadricarinatus
Lineage: Eukaryota; Metazoa; Arthropoda; Malacostraca; Decapoda; Parastacidae
Product: olfactory receptor 6C6
Biological process (GO): G protein-coupled receptor signaling pathway
Cellular component (GO): membrane
Molecular function (GO): G protein-coupled receptor activity
Source: RefSeq, a predicted model, not a curated record